Molecule: messenger RNA, 3376 nt
Organism: Thermothelomyces thermophilus ATCC 42464
Lineage: Eukaryota; Fungi; Ascomycota; Sordariomycetes; Sordariales; Chaetomiaceae
Exons: 5
Coding region: 82-3105 (1007 amino acids)
Biological process (GO): phosphatidylinositol phosphate biosynthetic process; phosphatidylinositol-mediated signaling
Cellular component (GO): cytoplasm; membrane
Molecular function (GO): 1-phosphatidylinositol 4-kinase activity
Source: RefSeq, a predicted model, not a curated record
CCACUACCGCCACCACCGCCGUCCGAUCUCUUGCUCUUCCACUCCAGUCUAGCCGCUCCCUCCUUGACGCCGUCGCAACCAAUGUCUUGGGACUUGCUGAAGCGGUUCCUCGAGAGCGAUGUCUUCAACCAGAACCCCUUCCUCUCGGUGUCGUAUCUCUCUCGCUACGCCGACCACAUAGGCAUCCACUAUGUCCUCUGCAACAAGCUUCGGCAGUUCCCUUACGAGGACAUCGAGUUCUUCCUCCCACAGCUAUGCCACCUCAUCAUAAGCGUCGACAACGAGUCGAUGGCUCUGGAGGAGUUCCUGCUGGACCUGUGCGACGAGUCGGUUACCGCUGCGCUGCUGACCUUCUGGCUGUUCCAGACGUACCUACACGAUCUCGCGGCGAAUCCCCAGACCGAGGCUUUCAAGACUUGUCGCCGGGUGUACAACAAGGUGCAACACAUUGUCUUCGGUCUUUCCGAGCACGCGCGCAACGAGAGGAUCACGGAGAACGUCCUGCCGGUGACGGUUCUCGGGAGCUUCGUCCUCGCGAGCGUCGCGUGCCCUUUCCUGCCGCAGUGGGCUGGACCGUUGGCCAUCGCCCAGGCCCGGAAACCGCGCCCCCUUGAGGAGACGAUAUCGGAACCCGUCAUCGUGGCAAACAAGAAUGCGCCGACGCGCGCACAUACCGUCACCGCCGGGAGUACUCGCUCAAGGCGCGCAAAGGAGGGGCGCAGCGUGAGUGCCCAGGAGGUCAAGACGCAGACCAGUCCACGCAGGGCGUCGGGCAAGGCCAAGCCGGCGACAAAGGCGUCUCGGCCGCCUUCGAGAUCGAAACCGACCGAGUCGGCAUCGCAGGAACAGGAGGACGAGGAGCAGCUGUCCAGCCGCCUCGAGGACCUCUCCCUGGAAGCCCGCCUCAGCUCGGCCUCGUUGCCCCUUCCGGAUUCCCGGCCCCGUCUGGUAACGAGACCGACGACGCCAUUGUCGGCCGGCUUACGUCCCUCCGAGCCCACGUCAUCGCCGAAGCGGCACUCGCACCACGUCCGGACGCUCCUGAGCCAGUCCGAAUUGACACGUGAGCAAAAGACGCGGCUGCUCCGGCAAAACUACUUCCGCUGCCAGACCGCCUUUCUAUCCGCGCUCGAGGACAUCUCGAACCGUCUCGUUGUGGUCCCGAAACCGGCGCGGCUUAGCGCCCUCCGUGCCGAACUAGCUCUCAUCGCCCGAGACCUCCCGGCAGAGGUGGAUAUUCCCGUCAUCUGCCCUCCCGACCUGGUGGAUGGCUCCCCAUCCAAGAGCCGCCACCACAGAAUCGUACGGCUCAACCCGGCCGAGGCCACGGUCCUAAACAGUGCCGAAAAGGUCCCAUACCUGCUGAUGGUCGAGAUACUACGCGACGACCUCACGUUCGACCCCGACACCCCGGACAACCAGAGGCUGCUCACGACGCUGCUGUCCGAACAUGGGACGCGGAAACGCAUCUUCGAUCUGUCGGACUCGCCACGCGUAGCGCCCGCUUCUCGAGCACCACCAGAGCCGGUCAUCGAUAGCGUCUUUGAGCCGGCGUCUGGCGACCUCGGGAACUCGCCCUUGCUCAAGCCUUCGGAUGACGAUGAUGAGCUGUUGGGGUCGGCGCCGACUCAGUCCAGCACGUCGCUCCGUCUUGGUGGUACGGGCGGGGCGGCGGCUCUGGACAAGGCAGCUGCUCCGCGCAGCUCGGGCGGCUCAUCCGAGUCGCUCAGCCCGUCCUUCGGCAGGAGGAGGCUGACGCUCAACAAGCCGCGGAACAACUCGGUCGAUCAGCCGGACUUCUCGGCGCUCGCGGUACACAUGCGCACGGCUUCGCAGAUGCUUGCGCAACUGGACGCCACGAGCGGGAAGCGACCUAAGCAAGAGGUGGCGGCGAUCAGGGCGCGCAUCAUCGCGAGCAUGCAGAGCCUGGAAGAGCAAAGUUUUGAUCUGGAUGACGGGCACGGGCCGACAUUCGACACGAUCAUGGCGCGCGCCCAGGCGGAGGAGGCGGCGGCGGCGGCGGCGGCGACGACGGCUGGGGGGAGAGGCGAGACCAACGGAACCGAGGGCGGCGACGACGCGACGACAACCGUCGAGCCGAGUCUCAAUGCCAACGCCGGCAUCGACAGGAUGGAGAACGACAUCAAGACGGGCGGAUUGCAGCGGAAGGGCGACCGCGACGACCCCAGCGCGGCCGUGUUCGGCGAGGCCUGGGAGGCGAAGAAGGAGCGGAUCCGCAAGUCGUCGCCCUACGGGUGGAUGAAGAACUGGGACCUGGUCAGCGUCAUCGUCAAGACGGGGUCCGACCUCCGCCAGGAAGCGUUUGCGUGCCAGCUGAUCCGCGUCUGCCACAAGAUCUGGAAGGACGCGGGCGUGCCCGUCUGGGUCAAGCUCAUGCGCAUCUUGGUCACGGGCGAGUCGUCGGGCCUGAUCGAGACCAUCGCCAACGGCGUGUCGCUGCACUCGAUCAAGCGCAGCCUGACGCUGGCCUCGAUCGAGUCCGGGCAGAACCCGCGCCGCCGCAUCGCCACGCUCAAGGACCACUUCAUCAAGGCGUUUGGCCUCCCAGAGGGCGAGGCCUACCGGGCCGGCGUCGACGCGUUCAAGCGCUCGCUCGCCGCCUACAGCGUCAUCUCGUACGUCCUGCAGCUAAAGGACCGCCACAACGGGAACGUGCUCAUCGACAACGAAGGGCACAUCAUCCACAUCGACUUUGGCUUCAUGCUGUCCAACUCGCCCGGGUCGGUCGGGUUCGAGGCGGCGCCGUUCAAGCUGACGUACGAGUAUGUCGAAGUGCUGGGCGGCGUCGGGUCGCCCGACUUUGAGGACUACAAGAAGCUCUGCAAGCAGGGGUUCCAGGCCCUGCGGCGAUCGGCAGACAACAUCAUCGACCUGGUGGCCAUGAUGGGGCGCGACUCCAAGAUGCCGUGCUUCGGCGCCGGUGUCGCGCAGGUCACGGCGGCGCUGAGGCAGCGGUUCCAACUGCAGCUGAGCGCCGACGAGGCGGAGCAGUUUGUCGAGACUGAUCUUAUUGCCAAGUCACUUGGCAGUUAUUACACACGACUUUAUGAUACCUUCCAGUAUAGGACUCAGGGAAUCUACUAGACGGGACGUGGGGGGCGAAACAAACAAGUCAUGCGCACGGCUUGGACGAUUGAGGGCAGCUGUGUUUGCCUCGACUUUGUUGAAGGCGUGGAAACUAAUCAAAGGCUUAUAUACCACACAUCCAUUCGUUGGCCUAUCUGCUAUAGGAGGCAGGUUGGCUGGAAUGGAGAAGGCAUAUGCGCGGCGUUGCGUGUGUGAAACGGAUGGGCAUCGAAUAGACGGGGGUGGUACAGAGGCAACGUGCUGUAGUUGAUGGAGCCGAGUCUUGUUU